Messenger RNA from Trichomonas vaginalis G3, 815 nucleotides. RefSeq names its product protein of unknown function, DUF4106 family. The transcript has a single exon. Lineage: Eukaryota; Parabasalia; Trichomonadida; Trichomonadidae. The annotation marks the transcript as partial. The record is from RefSeq and is a predicted model, not a curated record.
AUGAAUGCUGACUUUAAGAAUGCCUUCGAAGCUCUUCAUAGUAAGGUGAAACUAGUGAACGACUUCUCAUCUGGAAAGAAACUGAAGUCUGAAGGUUUCGACAAAGAGUUAAGAGAAGUAGCACAAAAUAUGACGAAAAUAACAGAUGCAGCAACGAGACAGGCAGCUCAAAGUGCCUAUGACGCCGUUAGAGCAGCUGUUGUGGAAAGUCAAGAAAAAGAGUUACAACAGACCAAAACAGACCUAGUAAAUGCUUUCUUAAAAAUGAAAAGUCAGGUAGGACAUUAUGCUGCAGAUGGAACAUAUGUGCCAGCUGGUGGAACUUAUAUACCACCAAACCCUCCAAGAGAAGCACCUGCACCAGGACUACCUAAAACAUUUACAUCGUCACAUGGACACAGACACAGGCAUGCACAACAACAACAACCAACAGUUCAAAAUCCAACACAGCAACCAACAGUUCAAAAUCCAACACAGCAACCAACAGUUCAAAACCCUGCACAACAACAACCACAAACAGAGCAAGGACAUAAAAGAAGUAGAGAAAAAGGAAACCAAGAAUUCUUAAAAAUGCUUAAGGAAGAUUAUGGUUACCCAGAUACUCUUGACUUUAGUGACAGAUAUAAAGAAGCUAUUAGAAAGUUCAAGGAAGGAAAUACUGACCCGAACCUAUUUAGCUUUAUGGUUCAGCAUAAAAUCGGAUAUAAUCUCAAACCUGGAAAAUACAAGCUCGCAAAGGGAUAUGAUUUAAUAGCAUAUCAUCCAAAUGACAUGAAUGAAUUUACUCCGAGAUAUUUGAUGUCAGAGCUAAAUGA